CGGUUCUGAAAGUAGUGUAAAAUCGUCGAAAAUUCACCGAAAAAUCCCAGAAAAUUCGCCGUUUCCAAGGACGAGGACGAGCCCGCUGAUCCCGAUCGCCGCGUCGUGAUUCCUUUCGUGUACCGCGUGCUCCGUGUAUCCGUGUAUCCGUGUGUGUGCUUGUGUGCGAGUAUUUACCCCCCCGAACCACCCCUGCUCCACCUCACCCGAAGAUGAGACACUAAUUCCCGAACGCCGAGGACGAUCCUUCGUCGGUGCCGAGCUGGCUUCAAAGCCUUCAAUCCUUAGCCACCGACCAACGAGGUACAAUAGGGGAGUAGUAGUAGCUACUACUGUUACUACUGCUGCUGCUGCUGCUACUGGUGCUGACGUGAUGUUGAUCCCGAAUUGGCUCGAUUGGUUCGAUGAAUCCGGGCGUGCGAAUCCUUCCGAAAGUAAUCAUUUCGCGCUGUGAAUGAAGAAGCUGUGCUUGUGCUCUGGUGUGUUUAGUGAGAUUAGUGUGAAGGAACGUAGCAGCAGGUGUGCAAAAAUUAUGUGUCCCGAUUUGUGCCCAGCAACAGCAUUAGUAUAACAUUUGUGAGGCGUUGAAGUGCUUUUUUUUUGCGGGUGGCGCAGAAGUGAACUAACAACAAGUGCGCUGUCCUGCGACCAACGCACCAACGCACCGUAUCGACAACAGCCAGAGCGAGGAGGCGAAGGACGAGCACGACGACAGGCAACGGGGCUACUGCUACACACGGCGUGGUGCAUGUUGUUUAGCAUGGAUUUUCAGAGUGCAAUGGAAACCUUUGCUGAAGCUUGGGUCGCCGCUAGCACUGGAGAACAGACACAAGCACUCGCCCUUACCGCGCGUACCAAAUCCCCGAAGAAGGACUCCUCCGGACCCGGUUCUCCGGUGCAAGAGUCAUCCGGAAUGGCAAGUCCAAAGGUUGCGAACGCCACGACGCUGGCCGCCACCAGUACAUCAUCCAGUAGCUCGAGUUCAAGUAACAACAGUUCGGCGGAACCACCACCACCACCACCACCAUCAGUACCGGCACCGGCACCUCCGGGGACAUCCGGAACUCACCUAAACACCGAUGGCGUUCUUCCGCUUCAUUCACAUUCCUCGUCGAGUACCACCACCAGUUCCAAUGGUGCGGCACCUUCGCAUCCUGCCAUCAGUGUGUCCCAAUCGUUGCUAGCGGCAGCUGCGGCGGCCGCGGUCAGCAAUCGCUCCGCUACACCGCGCAUUACCGUGUCCACCUCGCUCGGUGCCUCGACGGUCGAUCGCGAGAAUGGUCCCCUCGGUUCGGGUUCCGUUGGUAAUGGUGGUGGUCCACGGGAUGGCGGCUGUCUAUCGGGGCGAGAUUCGGGACUUGGUUUAGCAGCACCGACCAGCAACCAGUCCUCUUCGGCCAUUGCCGGCAACAACAAUAGCAACAACAACAAUCCCUCCAAUGGACCCUCCGUUUCGGAACGGACGAUCCUCCAGUCACCGGUGGCGGCCGUUGCGGCGGCAGCCGCCGCCAUGCAGGACCGAAAGCAGGACUUUGAUUUCAGCAAAGUGAACGCGAAAUCACUGCCCCUGCACUGUGUGGUCGAGUCCGUCAGCUCACUGCAGACGACCCUUAACUUUGAUGCCCGAAGUCCCUGGAAACGGCGCCCGAACGUCGAAACGGACAGCUACGUCAUCAUACCGGCGGCAACACCCUUUUGUGAUAUCGUCACGACCGCCCUCCAGCGGCUCGGUUACUCCAACGAGAUCUCCAACACCGCACGAGGUUCCAUUUCGAUCAAAAACUGGAAGUCCCUCUCGCUGGACGCCAUCUCGGACAAUCCGCUCGUCUCGGUCAGUGACAUUCUCGGUGAGCUGACGUCCGUGGUGACGCUCAAGAUCACGAUCCUACGGAGCAAACCGACCCAGCUGGCCGAAAUCAAGGACAAGCUACUGAAGCUGCUCAUCCUCCAGUCACACGCGCUGCUCCGCUCGACCGGUUGUCCCCUCGAUGAGAUAACACUGUCACAGAUUUGUCGCAGUCCGCUGCAGAAUACGUUCCCGUUCGGACCGGAGAUUAGCGAAGAGACGCGGCGUAGCUUCGAUCAGUGGUGGAGCAAUCAGUUGGCCCCGCAACCGAAUCCGAUCGCCCACAAGAUCCUACCGUUCGUCAAUCCGCAGCAACCGGGCGAUCAUCUGGACUUCUCCAGCCAAGGCUUUUCGGCCAGUUUGCUCGGACAGUCGAAGCGUGAUGUUGGGCUGCUGGUUGGUGGUGGUGGUGGUGGUGUAGCAGACCAUGUCGGUGGAGGUACUGGAGUCGGCGUUGGCAUUGGUGCCGGUGGUCAUCAUCAUGUAAGCCCGGGACAUCAUCCACUGGUAGGUCAUCCGGCACUUCAGACCAUUCCAUCGCCCUACCCGAACCAAAAGACGCGCAUGAGGACAAGCUUCGAUCCGGAGAUGGAGCUCCCGAAGCUGCAACGUUGGUUCCAGGAGAAUCCUCAUCCAUCGCGCCAACAGAUCCAACAGUACGUGGUAACGCUCAAUUCCCUCGAGUCACGCCGUGGCCGAAAGCCGCUGGACGUGAAUAACGUCGUGUACUGGUUCAAGAAUGCCCGCGCGGCACAGAAGCGAGCCGAGAUGCGGCAGGGUAUGACGAAUGGGUUCGGAACACCGGGCAUGAUGUCACUGUCGCAGGCUGGGGAUUAUAUGAAGAGUUCACCGAGUGCACCUUCGGAGGAUAUUGAUGCCCUGUCGCAGGAUGAGAUGGAUGAUGAGCUGGAGGAUCGUCCGAUGUCACCGCAGCUUCCACUUUCACUGACAAUCCACGAAAGGAAUCAUCCACUUACACCGACUACCGUCCUCGGGCAAACACCGAUCAAACAGGAACCUCAUCUAGUAACCAGUGGUAGUGGUGAUGGUGGUUCCGUCAACAGUCCACCUCCUUCGCCACAUUCGAACUCGAAUCACGGUGGUGGCCAUUCGCAGGCGCAGAAUACUGCCCAGAACAACAACAACAAUAACAACAAUGGAUCCACGAACAACUCCACGGCCAGUAACCACGGGACGACCGCCGCCGGGCUGUCCUCGAACCUGAACAACAACAACAACAGUAACCAUGGUAACAACGAGUCAAUCAACAGUGAGUCGGGAGAUCGUGCACAAGAUCGGAGCGGUGGUCCCAAAUCGAACUACUCGGGCGAAAGGAGCAACUCACCACCCCGUUCGUCCCGUUCGCCCGCCUCCGAAGAUCUCGAUAUGGAUGAACCGGAUGUGAGCAACUUGGACGACUAUCGGACAACACCGUCCCCGGAUUCCGGCAAACGUCAGCUGCCCUUCCCGAUGAACAAUCCGAUGCUUUCGCACUCGAUCAUGUACAUGUCGCACUACAUUCCGGCCAUGCAGGGUGCGGCCGGGAUGCACCUGAAGGGUGACUUUAAUCCGGCCGGACCACAUGCGGCCGCCGUCCUCGGUCAGGGUGGUCUCAAUCUGUCGUUCAACAGUGACGAACGGCGGAAGCGCAACCGAACGUUCAUCGACCCCGUCACCGAGGUACCGAAGCUGGAGCAGUGGUUCUCGAUGAAUACGCAUCCCUCGCACACGCACAUCCUGAAGUACACCGAAGAUCUCAACCGGAUGCCUUACCGCCAAAAGUUCCCGCGACUGGAGAGCAAAAAUGUGCAGUUUUGGUUCAAGAAUCGACGCGCCAAGUGUAAACGGUUGAAGAUGUCCCUGUACGAUCCGGCUCAGCUGGCCAACCUGAGCGAACAGGCCCAUCUGGCGGCACUACACGAUGCACCGCACCUGUCCGGACUGCACGAUGCCUCCCAGCUACCAUCGUUCCAUCAUGGCGACCGGGAUUAAAGCGACGCAACGGGAUGCCGUAGUCGGCGUUGUCCGUUCGAUCGCGAUCCAUCCGAUCGAUCGUCACUUCCUUCACCGAACCAAAGAGGGUAAAGAGGGUGGUUGCCAGAGGGGGUGUUGCUAGCGAGUGGAGGUGCUGGCCAACAACGAAACAGAAGCGUUAGGUGUAUGUGCGAAGUCAGGUUAGCUCGUGAUGCGAUGUCCUUUAUCAACGAAAUGGUAGUAUCACCUUUUCUCUCUCACUCACUCAAGCUUCUCAUAGCCUCCUCUUCCUUUUGUAUCCUUUUGUUCGACCGCAAGUCGCGAGUCUUGGAAGGCUUCUCCUGUGGAACACUUUCCAGUGACUGUGGCCGAGGGAUUCGAUCAAAGCAACCAGUAUUUACGACAAUGAAGCCCCGUUUUUUCGGAGGUCCUUUUUUGGGACACAAAAAACGGAACGAAUCAGUGGCAUGAGCCUGCGUAGCUUGCAGCUGGCCAGAACCAUUGCCGCCGUAUUUCCACCAACACUGCACUGCACCACCACCACCCCUCGUGUGCAUGCGAGAUAAUGGGAUGGAAAUCAAAUGAUUUAAACACAAUAUAAUACCACCCAACGUACUUGCUGUGUGCGUGCGUGCGUGUGUGUGUGAUAGUGGAAAAUCAUAUCUCCCUUCUUCUCCUCUUGCACGAUAAGCUCCGCUUCCCGUGGAAGAACCAUCCCGGAGUGUCCGGUCUUUGGUUUCUUUGUAAAACGACGCGAUCGGCGUGGCGUGCGCGGGUUUUUCCGAACCGGUUUCGCGGCAUUACUUCGCGCGCACGAGUUCCAGGGGGAAAAAUCAUCAUCCUUGGUAAUACCCACCGCAGCAGCAUCCUCCGCAGGAUUCAUCGAAAAGCUUCCCGGGGACGACGAGUAACGAGGAUGCAGCAUUGCAGCAGCAGCAGCAGCAGCAGCAAGGACCAAACAACCUGUUGCCUGUACUGUCUGCUAGUGCUCCGAUCUGCCUUUAUGCUCAUUUAUGAGUGAUGAACAGUUUGCAGUUGCACCCCAAACCUCGGAAAGCGCCACCAUUAUGGGGAUAGGGCGUGGUGAUACGGGGGGAUUGGUUCGAUGAUGGCGACCCGGCCCCGGGAUGGAAUUACGCUGCUAAUUAUAUUAUUAAAACAAAUGGAAUGAAAAACGAGCCCCUGGUGCUGGUGGUGAAUCAGGUGGAAAAUCCUGGUAGCUACCACGGACGAUGGAGCGCCAGCGCGUCCGCGGCGUGGCGUGGCGUGCGGACCGUGAUUGACAAUUUCAUGAAAGAGCGACUCAGCGGUCCAUCAUCACCACCGCACCGGCUGGCGGCCUAUAAAGAGCUCGACAGACAGAGAGAGAGAGAUAGAGAGAGAUUUUCCGGGUGAACUACAAAGCGACCUCCUCUGGCCCCUUUAUUACCUUCCUCCGUUGCUUUUCCCUUACCGCAACAAAAGCUCAACAGGCUCCGGGGACGCACUCACAUACACACGCAUGCACGCACACACACACGGGCCCCCAGGGCAUAAUAUUUAUGAUUAUUUAUUAAUUAAUAGGCGGAAAAUGCACUUGUGUGCCGUGUUGUGCAGGAGAGGAGCUGGUGCAUCUCCUCUUGGAACGCUUCAAUCAAAAGCCUGGAACCUUGUGGUGGUCAGUGUCAGUGAGGAAGGAAGAGAGGGAGAGAGAGAGGAAGGGGGGUCCAACCGACCGCUUAUUACAUUAGCGGUUUUUCCCAAUUUUCGGAGCGAUUUUCCGAUCGAUCCGAUAUUGUUGUCGCACCGCCGGUCCUCCAACCACGGUUUACCAUAAUGAGCGUUGCGAACGAGCCAGCGAGCGAGCGAGCGAGCGGCUUUUGUGUGCACUCGCCGGGGACGCCACUAAUGCCGCCGCAGAAAGAAGUGGUCAAGGGAGGUAGCUUGGUUGCGAGAAAAUUGGAAAAAUCACUAAAACCAUCCACCGAGCGCUCGCGAGUGCUGUGGUUAGUAUGAGGUGAUGUGAAGCACAUAAUAUGGAGACCGAUAUUCGGUGUCUGUCUCUCUCUCUCUCUCGCGGUACCGGGACAGAGAGAGAGAGGCGCACUAUAUGCACUUAACUAUAAUUCUUUAAAAAAAAACAUCGAAACUAACGCGAAAUGACGGUAUGUAAUACCAAUUCCUAGGGCGCUCUAUAUAGUUGGCUAAUCAUUAGCUGGUACAGUUAGCGAACACAAAGAGAGAGAGCGAGAGAGAGAGAGAGAGAGAGUGCACGGAUCUCCCUAAUUUUGUUUUGUUUUUUGUUUCUGGUACGUCCAAAUCCGUUCCAACGGGGUAGAAAAAGUGCGGAUUUCCCGAGAAAGGUAGCCAUGUAAGAAAUCAAACAUUUCAAACAAAUCAAACGACGACGACGACGACGACGAAGUCCAAACGCGAAGCUAUGUUAUGUGAAAAGAAAGAGAAUAGAGAAUAGCGAACAUAUGCUAGUGAGUGAUGGUCUAACUUUACCUUGUACAUAGAUGUAUCUGUAUACAUAAACGAUAGUUAUAUGCUAGCCAAUAGGAAGAAGCAGAAAAACGGGGGGGGGGAGUUAGUUCUAGUAGCGUAAGAAGCAUAGCGUACACUAAGCUAAGUAAAGACAGUUUAAAUUAGAACAAAAUAUUGCAAACUGGGCACGAACCGGGGGGGAAAAAACGAUUUUACAUCGAGAUGUAGCACACAGAUACACACAGAAACACACACACACACAUACCUGUUCACUUCACACCACCCCCCAGCACACCGUACACUAUUGUCUCCUAGCGUCUGUAAUUAUGAGAGGUCGGAGGGCCCUUGAGGGCCAAAGUCAGCAUUCCCGCAGCAUUUUUAGUAAACUAGUGAAGUAGUGAAAGUGUCCUCUAAUAUUCCCGCGAAGCAAGCGAAACAUUAAACUAAUAAAUCCGACGAAAAAAAAAACAAGCUUAGUGUGUAAUCAGCAGCAGCAGCAGGAGGAGAAAUUUCGUAAAUCUCGCGUUCACAGACUCAACAACCCCAAAUUACCCCCGAAGGUAUGCAAAGUCGCCG
This is a messenger RNA of Anopheles darlingi, 6862 nucleotides long. RefSeq lists its product as uncharacterized. Bases 749 to 3838 code for a protein of 1029 amino acids. The record is from RefSeq and is a predicted model, not a curated record. Lineage: Eukaryota; Metazoa; Arthropoda; Insecta; Diptera; Culicidae. Gene Ontology annotation, biological process: chromatin remodeling; regulation of transcription by RNA polymerase II. The transcript has 6 exons. Gene Ontology annotation, molecular function: RNA polymerase II cis-regulatory region sequence-specific DNA binding; DNA-binding transcription factor activity, RNA polymerase II-specific.